Molecule: messenger RNA, 7297 nt
Organism: Planococcus citri (citrus mealybug)
Lineage: Eukaryota; Metazoa; Arthropoda; Insecta; Hemiptera; Pseudococcidae
Product: fatty acid synthase-like
Exons: 37
Coding region: 141-7250 (2369 amino acids)
Biological process (GO): fatty acid biosynthetic process
Molecular function (GO): fatty acid synthase activity; oxidoreductase activity; 3-oxoacyl-[acyl-carrier-protein] synthase activity
Source: RefSeq, a predicted model, not a curated record
AUAAUUACAAGAUAACUAGGUGUCGUUAGAUGUUCACACACAAACCUAUGAUCAUUAAUUCAUUCAUUCGAGGUGACGAGUAAACCACACAAAAAUCAACUGCAAUUUUUUACUUAAUUCGCGAAAAAACGUCUGUAAAAAUGAACAACCAAGAAGAAGAUCCAAACGGAGUCGUAAUUUCUGGAAUAUCCGGCGCGUUUCCAAAUAGUGAAAAUGUAGAGGAAUUCAAAGAAAAUUUAUUAGCUGGAAAUGACAUGAUUUCUUCGUUGACGAGAAGCAAAGCAGAAGGUAUAAAAGUUGGCUUGGUGAAAACCAUCGAUCGUUUUGAUUACUCUUUUUUUCGGAUCACUCACAAUCAAGCUAAAUGUAUGACCAUUGGUGCGAGGAUGUUAUUGGAGAAAACCUUCGAAGCCAUUCUGGAUGCAGGUUAUAAUCCUGAAGAAAUAAAAGGGAAAAAUAUCGCGGUCAUCUGCGGAGUAUGGGAUACCAACGAUGAAGGAGACCCAGCAUGGGACCAGAAGCCGGAUAAUUAUAUCGACAUCUUUGGCAGGAUGAGGUUCAUGCUAUCCAAUAGGAUUUCCAAUUGGUUGGAUGUGCAUGGCCCCAGUUAUCCUGUGAACACAGCUUGUUCAUCGUCUCUGUAUGCCAUUGACCAUGCCAUUAAAGCCAUUCAAAGAGGACAAUGCGAAGGAGCAAUUGUGUGUUCAACUAAUUUAUGUUUAUCAAUGGUCGAGCUUUUUAAACAUAAUCCCCUUCUUACCAGUAAAGGAAACAGUGCGCCGUUCGAUGCUGAUGCUGGCGGUUACGUGAGAGCCGAAGCAGUGGUUGCAUUUUUUCUCCAAAGAAGAAAAGAUGCACGAAGAAUUUAUGCUAAUGUGAUUCACUCGACAACAAAUAGCGAUGGUUUCAAAGAAGAAGGAUUCGCAUUUCCUUCAGUUGAGUCGCAAGUGAAAUUAUACAAACAAUUUUACGAAGAAAUAAACAUGGAUCCGCGAAAAAUCGCGUACAUCGAAGCUCAUGGGACAGGAACAAAGGUAGGAGAUGUUGUAGAAGGAACAUCAAUAGAACAAUUUUUCUGCGCUGAUCGCAAUACACCCUUGAAAGUGGGAGCAAUCAAGUCCAAUAUGGGUCAUGGUGAAGCAUCUGCAGCACUGUGUGGUAUAACUAAAAUGAUCGUAGCUUUUGAAUCGGGAAUUAUUCCUCCAAAUCUCAGAUUUAAUACACCGAAUCCGAACAUUAAGGGAUUAUUAAAUGGAAAUCUCCAGAUUGUAUCAAAACCAACGCCAUUAGAAGGAGAGUAUUUUGCGUUGAACUCUUUUGGAAUUGGAGGAUCGAAUGGUCACAUUGUGUUGUCACCGCACACUAAGGUGAAAAAAGAAGGUGAUUUGCCGAGUAAAACAAUACCGCUGUUAAUUACAGCAUCUGGAAGAACUGAGGAAGCUGUUGAUUGCAUCUUGGAUAAUGUGGAUAAGAAUCAUGAUAAUGCAGAAUACAUGGCACUGUUCCACGAAAUUUUUAAAAAUGAUAUAAAUGGUCACCUUUAUCGAGGAUACGUACUUUUACAAAAGAAUAAAGAAAAUAAUAUAUCUUCUAAAAAAUUCUUCAGCGGCGAAAAACGACCAAUUUGGUUUGUUUUCAGCGGAAUGGGAUCACAAUGGCCUACUAUGGGAAAAUCCUUGAUGGAAAUACCCAUCUUCGCUGAAUCUAUUCAAAGAAGUCACGAUGUUCUGCUAUCUAAAAAGAUCGAUUUGAUAAAAAUUAUUACAGAUGAUGACCCAAAAAUGUUUGAUAAUAUUUUAAACUCGUUCGUAGGAAUAGCAGCCAUUCAAAUAGCUUUGGUAGAUGUAUUAAGAAAAUUGAACGUACAACCAGAUGGAAUUGUAGGUCAUUCUGUUGGGGAACUGGGAUGUGCAUACGCGGAUGGAUGCUUAACUGCCGAACAAAUGCUUUUGGCAGCCUAUUAUCGUGGUCUGGUUUCAUUAGAAACUGUAUUCAUUCAUGGUACUAUGGCAGCCGUUGGUGAAAGUUACAAUCACGUGAAAGAUAUUUUACCUCCUGAGAUUGACAUUGCAUGCCACAAUGGCCCCACCAGCUGCACUAUAUCCGGGCCUACAGAAAUUAUGCAGGAUUUCAUAAAGACUCUACAAGAAAAGAAAAUAUUCGUUCAGGCAGUCAACACUUCAAAUAUUGCAUAUCAUAGUCGUUAUAUUGCUCCAGCAGAACAUAAGCUUAUGUCCUACUUGAAAACGAUUAUUCCAGAUAAAAAAAUUCGUUCAAAAAAGUGGAUAUGCACAUCUGCCCCCGAACAUGAAUGGGAUAGCGAUAAAGUGAAAUACGCUUCCGCUGUGUAUUACACGAAUAAUCUGCUCAAUACUGUAUAUUUCGAAGAAAGUUACCAUCAUGUUCCCAACAAUGCUGUAACCAUUGAAAUAGCACCUCACAGCCUACUAAACGCGAUAUUGAAACGCUCAUUACCAGCAACCGUCGAUAAUAUUCCAUUAACGAUGAGAAAUCAUGAAAAUAGCGUCCUGUGUUUAUUGAACGCUCUCGGAAGGUUGUACGAAAGUGGAUGCGCAAUGAAACUUAGCACACUAUAUCCUCGAGUUGAGUUCCCAGUCAGAAGAUCUACUCCAAUGAUUUCUCCUUUAAUUAAAUGGCAACAUACAGAGCAAUGGACCAGAGGUGAAAUGCAUACAGACACUUCGCAAUCUACAGAAAGGAAAUUUGUGUACGCGCCAAAAAAUGAAGAUACCGCAUACAUACAGGGUCACAUAGUCGAUGGUCGGAAUUUAUACCCAGCUUUUGGAUACUUGUGGUUAGUUGUGGAAACUCUUUCCAUGAUGAAAAACAAGAGCAUAUCGGAACUUUCUGUUGUUUUUGAAAAUGUGUAUUUUGAACAUGCAUUGACUGUUCCCACCAAAAGUGCCAUCCGCUUCCUCAUUUCUAUUCAUGAACGCACCCAAUAUUUUGAAGUGAGAGGCAAUAGCGCCAUUGUAGCAACAGGAAAAGUGCGUACGUACGAAAACGCUAACAAGGAAAUGAUUGAUGUAACACCAUGCAAAACAUGCACCUCAGAUUCUAAUUCCUUACCAAUGAAUAAAGAUGAUUUCUAUAAAGAACUUCGAUUAAGAGGAUAUAAUUAUAAAGGAUUAUUCAAGAACGUCGAAUACGUGGAUUAUGAUGGAAAGUAUGGAGAAGUUUCCUGGAACAAUAAUUUUGUUUGUUUUAUGGACGGAAUGGCACAGAUUACUCUUUUACAAGUAGACACACGAGAUCUCCUGAUUCCUACAUUCAUAAGCAAAGUAGUUAUUGAUUUUGCAAAACAUUACAAUGCACUGGAGUCAUUAGAUAAAGAAAAUCAAAAAUUUCCUGUUCAUUUUCAUCCUUAUCACAACUUGCUAUCUUCUGGAGGCAUUCAAAUGAGUGGCUGGAAAGGCAGUGAAAUUGCUCGUCAAAAAAAUCGAGCUAGUCCUGUUCUAGAAAAAAAUCAGUUUGUACCUUACAUAACCGAAGAACAAAUGAAUUUACGUGAAACGAUCAGAAUUUGCGUUCAAAUAGCAUUGAAAAAUGCAAACGUAAUGAAAGCAAUUACCUACGAAUUACUACAUCAAGACUACGAUCCAGAGGUGAAGUAUAUCUCUGCAGAAAUUGCAGAUGCCCUGAGUGAUUCGCCAUUAAUCGAGCCAAAUGUCAACUUGAUAAUCAAUUCAGAAACAGUAGAAGAAAGCAAUGCACAGGAUGGAAUUACGGUAUCAAAUGAAAAAUUACCACAAGAUAAAAGUGCAAUAUUGAUCACGUUAUCGAACAUCCGUAAUCAAACUAAUAUCAUGAAAUCAAUUUUAGAUACACUCAGAGAUGACGGUUUCAUUAUCACAAGAGAAUCGACAACUGAAAAUGUAUCAUUUGAACAUUUGGGAUUCAAUGUUUGUUUCAGCCGAAAAAUAAACGACUUGGAAAAAAUCAUCCUUCUUAACAAAAAAACAAAAUCUGGACCAAUCAAACAAGCCAUUCGAGUAAAAAAUUCGUCAUAUUCCUGGAUAUCCGAAAUCCAAAAUGUGUUACGCAAUCUUGACCCUGAGAAACAAGAAAAACUAAUUGUGUAUGCUGAAAAAGAACCAACCAGUGGAAUAUUAGGAUUUUUCAAUUGCUUAAAGAAAGAAGAAAAUGGGACAAAUGUGAGGUGUUUCUUCAUUCUGGAUCCAGAUGCUCCUACUUUUUCAUUCGAUGAUGAAUUCUACAAAUCUCAGUUCGAUAAGAAUCUCAACUAUAAUAUUUAUAAAGAGGGAAAAUGGGGUGGUUAUUGGAAUUUGGAAAUGGACCCAAUAAGUGAUGUGAAAUGUGCUCAUGCAUUUUGCACAUUGGAAGAACGUGGAAAUCUUUCAUCCUUUAAAUGGGUUCAAGACUCAUUGGAUCCUUCAAUGAAUACCAACACACACACAGAAUCGAUGGUCAACGUGUAUUAUAGCAGUCUAAAUUUCAAAGAUGUAAUGUUGUCAGUUGCUCGAAUUUCUUUAAAUGAUUCAUUUUCAUUCAGUCGCUUAGUAGAGAGUUACUUAGGAUGUGAAUUUUCUGGUAAAAAUGAAAACGGAGAUCGUUUAAUGGGGAUAGUGCGUGGUAAAGGAAUUACAACAGUGGUCGAAUCAUUACCAUAUUUGACUUGGCCAGUACCAGAUAGUAUAACCUUAGAAGAAGCAGCCAGUAUUCCAGUUGUAUACGCCACAGUCAUUUAUGCCUUCUUCUUCAAAAUGAACUUGAAAGAAGGAUCUUCAAUUCUUAUACACGCUGGUAGUGGAGGAAUAGGGCAAGCGGCCAUUAACAUUUGCCUUCAUUACAAAUGCAAUAUAUUUACAACUGUUGGUACUCGAGAAAAAGUGGAAUUCAUUAGAAAAACAUUUCCUCAAAUUCCAGAAAGUCAUAUCGGCAAUUCUAGAGAUACUUCAUUCAGAACCAUGAUAAUGGAGGAAACACAAGGUAGAGGAGUCGACGUCGUAUUAAACAGUUUAGCAGAAGAUAAACUCCGAGCAUCAGUGCGAUGUGUGGCAAAAGGUGGACAUUUCCUGGAAAUAGGAAAAUUUGACAUGGUCAAGAAUAAUUUAUUAGAACUAGGGCAUUUCUUAAACGACAUCGUAUUCUAUAGUGUACAAUUGGAUGUUGCGGCACUGAAUAGCCAAUCUGAGAUCACUGUUGGGAUUUUCAACAAACUAAAAGAAAUGCUUGAUCAAGGAAUCAUAAAACCAAUUCAAAGAACAGUGUUUCAAACCAAUGAAGUAGAAUCUGCUUUCAGAUUCAUGGCAUCUGGAAAACAUGUAGGGAAGAUAGUGAUCAAAAUUCGAGACGAGGAGAGCAAUUCGAAAGCCAAACCAACAUUAAUUCGUCUGAAAGCAAAACCCCGAGUACUUUGCCAAGAAAAUAAAUCAUACGUAGUUGUAGGAGGAUUGGGCGGAUUUGGACUAGAGUUGAUUGACUGGCUGAUUACCCGUGGAGCGAGAAAUGUUGUAAUAACUUCUCGAACUGGUAUACAAAAUGGUUACCAAUCAUACAGAAUAAAAAUUUGGCGAUCAUACGGAGCCAAAAUAGUUAUUUCAACAGCAGAUAUUACUAAAAAAUCAGAAGUAAAGAAUUUACUAGAGAUGGGCAACGCCUUAGGUUCUGUAGCUGGAAUAUUCAACCUUGCAGUGGUUCUCGAAGAUCACAUAUUUUACAAGCAAACUGUCGAGACAUUUAGUACUGUGCUGGAUCCAAAAGCAAUUGCGACUGAUCAUCUUGAUCAGUUGAGCAGAAAAAUGUGCCCACAUUUAGAAUACUUUGUGGUAUUUUCUAGUGUAAUAGCCAAUUAUGGAAAUGUAGAGCAAACAAACUAUGGUUUUGCAAACUCUAUUACUGAAAGAAUAUGUGAAGCUAGACAAGCUGAUAAUUUACCAGCUUUAGCUAUUCAAUGGGGAGCAAUAGGAGAAGUUGGAAUAGUUUCUGAAUUCCUUAAGCAUAAUACAUCUGUCACUAUAGGAGGAUAUGCUCAACAAAAAGUGAAAUCUUGCUUGGAAACCAUUAAUUAUUUCAUGAAACAAAAAAAUCCUGUCGUUUGUAGUAGGAUUAUAGCUGAAAAACGUAAAACUGAUUCUGAUAUUAUAACCACAGUAGCAAACGCACUAGGAAUUAAAGAUUUAAAAACUAUAAGCCUAUCGUGGACUUUGCCCGAACUUGGAAUGGAUUCGAUUCUGGGAAUGGAAUUGAAACAGAUACUAGAAGCAGAAUUCAACAUUUUUCUCACACCUGAAGACUUGAGAACCAUGACCUUUGCAAAAUUAUACAAGUUAAAAGAGGGAGAUAAAAACGUAUUGGACUCUGGUACAGCAAAUAGGACUUCUACACAACUACAAUUCUUCCUCAAUAAAGAAAUCAGUGAUCAACUUGUUCUUAGAAUACCAUUCCUUGAUGGAAAAAUGCAACAGCCCAUUUCCAUAGAUGAAAAUCCAACUGUUUUUGUAUUCCCAGGAAUCGAGGGUUUAGCAUUGACAAUGGAACCAUUGGCUAAAAAUUUACCUGUGCAGGUGUUAUGCUUUCAGUACCACUUCGUUGAAGCGAAAGAUUUUAUUCGCGAAUUAAGCAAUCAUUUUUCAUCUUACAUUUUGGAGAAACUUCCCUCCGAACAGAAAUUCAACAUUAUUGGGCAUAGUUUUGGAACAGCAAUUGCCAUGGAGGUAGCCGAAAUAUUGGAAAAAAACGGAAGAACAGGUCACAUCUGGCUACUGGAUAGUUCACCUACAGUAGUGAAAAUGGGUAUCACGCAAAAAAUCGAAGAACAUGCUCUUUUAAACGAUGAAAUGAUACAAAAUCAAGUUUGCAUAAGAGUUAUACAGACAUUUAUGCCGGGAUUGCCAAAAGAAAAGUACCUGAAGUAUUUAGAAGCUUCGCCCAACUGGGAAUCCAAGAAAAAAACAUGUUUUUCAAUGUUGCCUGGUGGAGAGAAAAACGAAAAAUCCAUGCAUUACUUAUUAGAUAAAUCGUACAGCAUUCUUAAAUCAAUACCCGGCUAUGAAAAAUCUCAUUAUCGGUUGCAAUCACCAGGCGUUUUGAUAAGAUGUGUCAAAAAUGAAUUAGAUUUGCCUUUAGAUGAUGCAUAUGGUUUAACGCAGAACUUUGAAAACCCAAUAGAAGUUCAUAAAAUCGACGAGGUGGAUCAUUUUUCGAUUCUGCUGCAUCCGAAGACAACUGAAAUUAUAAUGAAAUCUUCUGCAUGGAAAAAGGACUGAACCAUUACAUUACUAUACCUACACAUUACACAUGAUUUUUACUUCAA